GGCCUUGCCCACUUGACAUGUAUUGGGCCGAAAAGGCCAUCGGUCCACCGAGCCCAGUCGGUGAAUUUCAUCGACCUACAUAUCGUACGACGCCGUGUCUAGCUAUUCGGAUAUAGAGCGAGCAACUCCAUAUCCGUGCCCUAAACCCCUGUCUUCACCGGCGACUGUGGCGGUUUGCUUUGUGCAACAAAACCCUAGGCAUCAUCAUCAUCGCUCUUCUUCUUCUUCCUCGCUCCCAACAAUGAAGCUCGUUAGGUUUUUGAUGAAGUUGAACAACGAGACCGUGUCGAUUGAGCUCAAGAACGGAACCGUUGUUCACGGCACCAUCACAGGUGUGGAUAUAAGUAUGAACACACAUUUGAAAACCGUAAAACUUACACUUAAGGGUAAGAAUCCAGUCACCCUGGAUCACCUUAGUGUGAGGGGUAACAACAUUCGAUACUAUAUCCUCCCCGACAGCUUGAAUCUGGAGACCUUGUUGGUGGAAGAGACGCCUAGGGUGAAGCCCAAGAAGCCAACAGCAGGGAAGCCUUUGGGACGUGGCAGAGGCCGUGGUCGCGGACGCGGUCGUGGCCGAGGCCGUUAGUCACAGGGUUGUCAUUGCAAUUUUUGGGACGGUUCUGUAAACCCUUAGUGUUGUUCAAGUUGGUAAUUUUUAAUGUCCUAGACUUUCUUGAAAUAUAAGUUCCUUUAUGACUCUAAAUUUUCUCACGUAAUAGAGUUUUCUAAUGCUUCCUAGUAUUACUUAGUUCUAUGUUUCAAAACUUAAGAAAUCCUGUACAAGUAUCUUAUCUAUGGGCUGUUAAGCAUUGGCUUGUAUUUUCUUCUGCCCCUAUUAAGGUAAGAUUUGAUUAUUGGUA
This is a messenger RNA of Rhododendron vialii, 860 nucleotides long. Its product is annotated as small nuclear ribonucleoprotein SmD1a. The transcript has 4 exons. Gene Ontology annotation, cellular component: U1 snRNP; U4 snRNP; U5 snRNP. The coding region runs from base 242 to 586 and encodes 114 amino acids. The record is from RefSeq and is a predicted model, not a curated record. Gene Ontology annotation, molecular function: RNA binding. Gene Ontology annotation, biological process: spliceosomal snRNP assembly; RNA processing. NCBI's taxonomy places the organism in Eukaryota, Viridiplantae, Streptophyta, Magnoliopsida, Ericales, Ericaceae.